Molecule: messenger RNA, 1526 nt
Organism: Nicotiana tabacum (common tobacco)
Lineage: Eukaryota; Viridiplantae; Streptophyta; Magnoliopsida; Solanales; Solanaceae
Product: nuclear pore complex protein NUP43
Cellular component (GO): nuclear pore outer ring
Molecular function (GO): protein binding
Source: RefSeq, a predicted model, not a curated record
UUUUCAUUUUUCAAAUAGUAAUGCAGCAAAAAGUAAACCAAAACCUCACUCCCUCCUUUUAACUCACAGUCCAAUCUCAGCUAAAACCCUCAAAGCAAAAAACCUCAUUCAACAAUGGCGGUAAUCACCUCUUCUUCUUCUCAACAACUCCAAGUCCACCGUUUCCCUCAAAACAACUACAUUGAUUCCCUCCGUUUUCUCCCUCAACUCUCCGCUUUUCACCGUCACAUCAUCCUCGCUACUUUCAACUCCGACUCCUCCAGCUCAUCAAUCCAAAUCCUAAAUUUAAUCCAAAAAACUUCAGAUUCAGACUCAAACUCAAACUCACCAGAAAUUACACUUCAGUCCUCACUCACAACACCUUCAAGAAUCAGUUGUCUUAAAACUUCACAAAACCCCAAUAAACCCCUUAUUGCUGCUUCCACAUUUUCGGGGCAUUUGUUGGUUUAUACAGCUGAUUUGGUUAAUGGGUCGUUGGAUUUUGUCGAUUCGGUAAAGGGGUUUCAUUUGGGUCGGGUUGCGGGGAUUGAUGUGAGUGAAAAUGGGUCGGAGUUUGUGAGUGUUGGGGAGGAUGGGAGGAUUAAUUUGGUGAGUUUUGUUGGUGGGGGGUCGAGUUCUAAGAGGGUUUUUGAUGGUAAUGGGUUGAUUUCAUAUGGGGCGGUUAAAUGGGCGUCUCCGGUGGAGUUUGUGAGUGGUGGAUUGGGGUUUGGUCUUCAAUGGUGGGAUCAACGACGGCCCGGGGGACCGGUUUCACAGUUUAAAGGGAAUUGGACUCGUGGAUCAACUUCUGGCAUUGUACAUUCAAUUGAUAUUCAUCCAUCAAGAAAGCAUACUUGUCUUGCUUGCAAGGUUGUUUCGAGUUUCACGUCUCCAAUUCUAUUGUUUUUGAAGGCUGGAGGUUCUUCUGGUACUGUGUUUGCAUGGGACCUUCGCUGGCAACAGCAGCCCAUAAUACUUGCUGGUGUCGGAACCAGUGAUUUUUCUGCCCUUUCACCAUCGGAAAGUGAUGUUUGGGAGGUCCACUAUGACAACUAUACUACUUCAUCCAACUACCGUAACAUCUCAGAAUCACGUGUUCUUCCUGCCAUGAUUUGCUCAGAAGAUGGCAUUCUUGCCGUAAUUGAACAAGGUGAAGAACCCGUUGAGCUUCUUGCUGAACCUUGUGCCAUCAACAGCUUUGACAUUGAUCGACAAAACCCCUCAGACAUUGUUUGUAGUUUGGAGUGGGAGUCGAUAGCCAUCUUGACAAGGUCUUAACUGCUGCUUAUGAAGCUGAGAACUUUGAAAGACUAGUGCUUGUGAAGCUGAGAACUUUAGCUAUAUGGCGACGGGUUAUCGUUGUUGUAUUUUGAGUUUGUUAUAUAGUUAAGCACUUCAGUUUUGGUCAUUUGUUGAUUAUGAGAAAGUCUGCUGUUUUUUUUUCUUCACUAUGAGAAAGUGUUGCUGUAAAGGAAAAAUGCUGGCAAAGCUAAAGGAAUUACAAUGCUCUUUAGGUACUUUUAUAGCAUAGAAUAUUUAACUGUUCC